AUGCGUAGUUGUUAUUCCGGUACAAUGUUGCGCUUUGGUGUGUUGCUUUUGGUGGUUGCCGCGACAGCGGUCCCGCCCGUGACGAAGUCUCGAGAUGAGAUAGAGGCGUUUAGGAGUUUUUUGGAAAGCGGCAAGACUGACUCCGGUUUCCGCAUCGAAGACCGCCAAGCGGCCAACCCCCGCGCCAAAGUGUGGGAGAACAGCGGCAAGUACCAGGGCGACAUAUUGCUGGACGAGGUUCAUGUGCAGGGCUUGCUGGAGGACUACGCCAGCGGCCGCAACGCGUACAUCUGGCCGAACACCAAGUGGCCGGACAAUGUCGUGGUGUACGAGUUCGCACAGGGACACUUCAGUAAGUACUGUAGGCCACAGAGCGGCCAAGCGGCCAACCCCCGCGCCAAAGUGUGGGAGAACAGCGGCAAGUACCAGGGCGACAUAUUGCUGGACGAGGUUCAUGUGCAGGGCUUGCUGGAGGACUUCGCCAGCGGCCGCAACGCGUACAUCUGGCCGAACACCAAGUGGCCGGACAAUGUCGUGGUGUACGAGUUCGCACAGGGAUACUUCAGUAAGUACUGUAGGCCACAGAGCGGCCAAGCGGCCAACCCCCGCGCCAAAGUGUGGGAGAACAGCGGCAAGUACCAGGGCGACAUAUUGCUGGACGAGGUUCAUGUGCAGGGCUUGCUGGAAGACUUCGCCAGCGGCCGCAACGCGUACAUCUGGCCGAACACCAAGUGGCCGGACAAUGUCGUGGUGUACGAGUUCGCACAGGGACACUUCAGUAAGUACUGUAGGCCACAGAGCGGCCAAGCGGCCAACCCCCGCGCCAAAGUGUGGGAGAACAGCGGCAAGUACCAGGGCGACAUAUUGCUGGACGAGGUUCAUGUGCAGGGCUUGCUGGAGGACUUCGCUAGCGGCCGCAACGCGUACAUCUGGCCGAACACCAAUAAUGUCGUGGUGUACGAGUUCGCACAGGGACACUUCAGUAAGUACUGUAGGCCACAGAGCGGCCAAGCGGCCAACCCCCGCGCCAAAGUGUGGGAGAACAGCGGCAAGUACCAGGGCGACAUAUUGCUGGACGAGGUUCAUGUGCAGGGCUUGCUGGAGGACUUCGCUAGCGGCCGCAACGCGUACAUCUGGCCGAACACCAAUAAUGUCGUGGUGUACGAGUUCGCACAGGGACACUUCACCCAGUCCGCCCAAAAUGCCAUCUUGAACGGCAUGGCAGCCAUCGAGAGGAACAGCUGCAUCCGUUUCAGACUCAGGACUAACAACGACAGAAACUAUGUCCGUGUUACCAACUACAACGAUGGCUGCUACGCGCACGUGGGCUACUGGUCCACCCGCGGCAUCCACACCCUCAACCUGACUUGGCCCAGCUGUUCCCUGCACACCACCAUCGUACACGAGUGGCUGCAUAUCCUGGGCUUCGUGCAUAUGCAGUCCACGUACAACAGGGAUGAUUACGUCAGGAUUAUGUGGGAAAACAUCUGGCCUGGUAUGGAACAUAAUUUCGACAAGUACGCUUCGAACAUAGUCAACAACAUGGGUUUGCCCUACGAAUACGGAAGCUCCAUGCACUACGGCGGCUAUGGGUUCAGCAUCAACGGGCGCCCCACCAUGGUCGCGUUGUAUGAUUGGCAGGGAGUGAUGGGCCAGGAGGAAUACGUGACCUACUUGGACUACCUGCGCGUGAGACGUCACUACAACUGCCCUGGUGCGUGGAGCGAGCAGGUUCAGGGCGAGCCCCGAGAACCUUCAGCUGAACCCUUGGCUCGGGAGGCUUAA
Cydia strobilella is the source of this 1785-nucleotide messenger RNA. RefSeq lists its product as uncharacterized. Gene Ontology annotation, molecular function: zinc ion binding; metalloendopeptidase activity. NCBI's taxonomy places the organism in Eukaryota, Metazoa, Arthropoda, Insecta, Lepidoptera, Tortricidae. The record is from RefSeq and is a predicted model, not a curated record. Gene Ontology annotation, biological process: proteolysis. The transcript is spliced from 6 exons. Bases 1 to 1785 code for a protein of 594 amino acids.